This is a messenger RNA of Octodon degus (degu), 789 nucleotides long. RefSeq names its product nuclear autoantigenic sperm protein-like. Gene Ontology annotation, molecular function: histone binding. The record is from RefSeq and is a predicted model, not a curated record. Gene Ontology annotation, cellular component: nucleoplasm. The transcript has 2 exons. NCBI's taxonomy places the organism in Eukaryota, Metazoa, Chordata, Mammalia, Rodentia, Octodontidae. The coding region runs from base 1 to 789 and encodes 262 amino acids. Gene Ontology annotation, biological process: CENP-A containing chromatin assembly; DNA replication-dependent chromatin assembly.
AUGGCCUGUGACAAUGACGAGGAUGCUUUAAAAGUUAUAAUUUUAAGGGAAAUUGUCUAUUCUAUUCCAAUUGUCACAUUUAUUGGCAUCAAAAACUAUGUCCAAGCUUUGGAAGAGUUUCAGGCCUGCCUGACCCUGCAGGAGCAGUACUUGGAAGCACAUGACGGUCUCCUUGCAGAGACUCAUUAUCAGCUGGGCUUGGCCUACGGAUACAACUCUCAGUAUGACGAGGCAGUGGCACAGUUCAGCAAAUCUAUUGAAGUCAUUGAGAAGAGGAUGGCUGUACUAAAGGAACAGAUGAAGGAGGCUGAAGGAUCACCUACUGAAUAUGAGAAAGAAAUUGAGGAAUUGAAGGAACUGCUACCUGAAAUCAGAGAGAAGAUAGAAGAUGGAAAAGAGUCCCAGCAUAGUGGGAAUGUAGCUGAAUUGGCACUAAAAGCUACUCUGGUGGAGAGUUCUACUUCGGGUUUUACUUCUAGUGGAGGAGGUUCUUCAGUAUCUAUGAUUGCCAGUAGAAGAACAGAUGGUGCUUCCUCAUCAAAUUGUGUGAUUGAUAUUUCCCACCUUGUGAGAAAGAAGAGGAAACCAGAGGACGAGAGUCCCCGGAAAGAUGAUGCAAAGAAAGCCAAACAAGAGCCGGAAGUCAAUGGAGGCAGCGGGGAUGCAGUCCCCAGUGGAAAUGAAGUGUCAGAAAGCAUGGAGGAGGAGGCUGAGAAACAAGCCGGCAGCUGCGCUGCAGCGGAGGGCACAAUGGAGGCGGGAGCUGCUGUCGAGACCACUGCAUGUUGA